This is a messenger RNA of Caenorhabditis auriculariae, 3087 nucleotides long. NCBI's taxonomy places the organism in Eukaryota, Metazoa, Nematoda, Chromadorea, Rhabditida, Rhabditidae. The record is from the annotation of a GenBank genome assembly.
AUGUUGACCACUCAGUUCGUGCUCCUCCUCGUCGUCCUCAUCGCCUUGAUUUCCGUUGUCGCUGCCGACUUCUCCUGCUUCUUCGGCGACUCUAUCUGCAAAUCCAUCACCUGCAGAGUUUGUUUUUGAACCUAUUUAGCUUUUCUGUACAACUUUUCUCAAGAACCAAAAGCUCAAGCCAUAAAAAUAUUCUUAAAGCAUUUUUCCCGUGAAAAUCAUAAAAGCUCCCUCAGGUGACGGCAAAUGGCCAAAGUUCAGGCAAAAACGUACAUUUUUGCGAUGUUUUUGCGAUAUUCGUUCGAAAUGCUGUUACACUUCGGACAACUGUUGUUUGAAAGCUUUUUCGUGGAAAAAAAAUUCCAGAAGACUGAAACGUUUUCGUUGAUUUCUGACCUUUCAACUGUCCGAUAAACGGAAAAACUGCUUGACAUUUAAAUUUUAACUGGAAAAAUUAUAAUAUUUUGUUAUCUAUUCAUAUCAUCUUUCUGGGAUACGUUGAAAAGUCAGAUCCUUUUCAAACUUUCUUCAAAAAGAACAUAAAACUGAAUUUGAGUAUUAAAAAAAUUAGCUUUUUUUCUUAAACAAUUUCAAUUUUCUAAAAAAAAAAUUCAGAACUGCGCCGUCGCCGCCUGCAUCAACGGCAACUGCGUCUGCACCAUGUGUUAAUUUUGCAUCAAAUGAAAAUCCCAAAAAAAAAUCCCUUUUCUGUAUUUAAUAAAGAUUUAAACGCACAGUGUUCCUUACAAAGUUUAUUCUCGGGCAAAACUGAAAAGCUCCCCAAAAGCUUUUCUCAAAAAAAGACCUUGAAAGGGUCCCCAGCAGGCCUUUUUUACAUCAUUUUAGGAGCUUUUAGAGGAAGCAUUUUAUCUCCCUCUCACCAGGGAAUGGUCUCAGCUCACAGUGGGACUUCUGAAUGAGACCAUAUCCUCUAGAUGUAGUUUUUCACGCUGAUUCCAAAUCCGUUUUCAAAAGCUGCCACCGAGGUCUGUGAGAAAAGUUAUGGACCCUCAAAAGUCGAAAAUUUCAUGGUCUCCGAUCGAGCUCAUUUUUGGAGGGUAUAUAGUCCUUGUUUCCCUUGUCACGAAAAACCAUCAAAUUUUUCUCGAAGAAAUUUCGAAGCUAAGAUAUGACCUUUCAAAGCCCCGACGCACACAAGAGCAAGCGCGCGCGGUGUCCUAUUGCGAUCCGACGGCUGUCGAAGCAACGGCAGCGAGGAGCAGCCCCACUGUGAGCUGAGACCAUUCCCUGGUCAGGAUCCUUUAAGGAUCCUCAAAGGAACUUUUCCGUUUUACCUAUGUUUACCAAGAUUUAUAAGUAAUGCACAGCUUACAAGGGAAGUGUUUUUGGUGGCCGGUUGAACUUUUGUUGAAACUUUGCUGGAAGGUACUAUAAGACCUCCUCUUUCCAGAACACAAAUAAAAUUUCUCGCAAUAGAUCUCGUUUUCGAGUUAUGAAGCUUCAAAGUUUGCACGCUGAAUGAGUGCUGCAAGGCAAGAGGGAAUCUGGCCCGCGUACGAUCCCUCCAGUUGGCAGCGUGGUGUAGUGGCUAGCGUCCUUGCACUGCGGAGUCUAUGACUUAGGUUCGAAACUUUUUGAAGAAUUUCGUUUAUGCCAAAACUUUCCUAGGAGGAAUGUAUCGACAUUGGGGAAAUGGACCAAACAUUUCUUUCCAAAAUAAAAUAGUUUGUUAGUGUAGAGCUUUCCGUCUCAAGAUCUUUCAUUUGUGAAGCCUUUUUUCUAUCACUAUUUGAACACCGGUCUUCCAUCGUUUUAAGACAUCAAUUCUUAAAAGUUCAAUGAAACUUUGACUUUCAAGAAUUAUAACGAAAAACAAAAGGAAUGACUAUUUGCAUUCAAGAAAGCUAAGUCCAAAUAAAAGAUUAUUUUUUUUCUUUUUAAAAGCCAAGCGGCACUAUUUCAUUAUUUGAGAAUCGAGCCUAUUUUUUAAAAAUUUACAGUUAUUUUUUUACGUCUCGAAUGUCUUGAAUGAUUUUUGACGUUUAAAACAAUACAAAGACGAGGAAAAGUAAGAUUUUAAGCGAGAAGUUCAUCCUUUAUCAUCAAAGAACACAGAAAAAAUGGUUUUAUAAGUUGAUGAAAAAAUGCACAAAUUUAUACAGUAACCUUUCCUUAUUCAAGCGGAAAACAGGAAAAUUAGAAAAGAAAUGAGAACAUGGAAAAAUGGGAAAAAUGUGGACUUUCCGUCAGUGGCUUUCGAAGAUCUGUGGUCGAUUCACCGUUUCAUUUCUCAUUAAAACUUGAAAACAUUAAAAAUAAUUUGAUAAUCGUUUUUACGACUCCUAGCUUCACUCAUGUCUAAUUCAAUGGAAAAUAAGAUAACAUCAAUUUUGUUCAGUUUUUCGAAGAGCUGAGAUAGCCGAUUUCCGAAAGCAUCAUUUUUUAAACAUAUUUUUUCUAUCGAGACCCUUUUUCAUACGUGAAUAAAAAUAAGCCAGGCUUCAUUUUAUGGUUGUCUUUUCAAAUUCAAAAAGCGAAAUUUUAAGAUGCAAUCAAAGUUUUUUCAAAGCUUUUCUCCUAUAAAAGAGCAGAAAAAAAAAAAGAAAAUUCAAGAUUUCCUUUCCUUCCUCAAUUUCGGAAACUUCUGUCAACAGGUACUUUGAUGGUUAACUAAAAAAAUAAUGGUUUAAGAAAAAAAGUCAUAAGUGUAUUAGAAAAUUAUUCAAAUAUGGCGCUGUCGACUUAUUUUUUUCGCAGAAACCUUUUCAGUUCAUCGCUGACUUAUCACAAAACCAAGGAAUUGUGAAUUUCCAAAGAAAAAGGUGUUUUGUUAAACGUCUCCGAAUUUUCUCGAUUUUAACUUUUUAGAAAAACGAAAAAUGAAUUAGAACAGGAUGCAAUUCUCCUCGAAACUCCUGCUUCUCCUCGCCUUUUUGUUCGUUUCUUUGAACGCCGCCGUUCAGGCUGAGAGCUGCGCCGACAGAUGUCAAUCCAAGUGUAUCAAUGUCAACGUAAUGAUUCCGAUCCGAGUGAUAGAAAAAAAAAUCAAUCUUCCAGCAAUGCAGAUCUGGCGGCUGUGCCGAGGACGGCGUCCACUGCUACUGUCGCGACUGCCCGGCUCGGGAGUGA